Messenger RNA from Cucurbita pepo subsp. pepo (vegetable marrow), 2859 nucleotides. RefSeq names its product SPX domain-containing membrane protein At4g22990. Lineage: Eukaryota; Viridiplantae; Streptophyta; Magnoliopsida; Cucurbitales; Cucurbitaceae. Gene Ontology annotation, cellular component: plant-type vacuole membrane. The record is from RefSeq and is a predicted model, not a curated record. Gene Ontology annotation, biological process: transmembrane phosphate ion transport from cytosol to vacuole. Gene Ontology annotation, molecular function: transmembrane transporter activity.
UCAAUAAACAAAUAAAAAUAAGAACCCUGAGUUUACAAAUCGAUAUAAGUAGAGACUAGAUUCGUGGCGCCUAAUUAUUUCUGACGGAAGAAGCCCACCGCCGUGACACCCAGAGCAUACCAUCCCCAUCCCGGUGGUUUUCUUUUUCCAAGAAUUUCUCCUCUCGAUUCGCCAUUUUCCUCAAAUUUCUCGAUUGCCGGAAACUAGGAGUAUCAAAACUAAAUCAAGUCUAUUCGGAAAGGAUCCUGUUCUGCGAUUUUGGGCUUCUGUCUCUCGAUCCAUCUUUCAGAAGUUCGUUGACGGUCAUACAAGCUUCCAUUUCGUCUGAAGCAGUUUCUGAAUCCGAGUUCUAGAGAUUUUUAUUUCUCUCUCCGUGUUUUGGCAACGAAAAGUAAUGUUGAUUGGAUUUCUCUUCCAUACUAUCAAGCGAAAUGAAUGAGAACUUCUUUAGGAGCUCUGUCUAGGAAUAUGAGCUAGCUGUAUCUCUGUGUAUUCAAGGCCUGGUUCUAAGUACCAAGCUUUUACAAAUCAAGAGAUGGUUGCCUUUGGAAAGAAGUUGAAGGAAAGACAACUUGAAGAAUGGCAAGGAUAUUACAUCAACUAUAAGCUUAUGAAGAAGAAGGUAAAACAAUAUGCUCAACAAAUGGAAGUUGGAACACAAGAUCGUCGGCACGUUCUCAAAGAUUUUUCAAGAAUGCUGGACAACCAGAUUGAGAAAAUCGUACUUUUUCUGCUGGAGCAACAAGGCCUUAUUGCAAGCCGUAUAGCCAAGCUUGAUGAACGGCUUGAUGCUCUUCAAGAAGAACCUGAAAUAUCCCACAUAACUGAAUUGCGAGAAGCUUACAGAGUAGCAGGCCAGGAUCUUUUAAAGCUUCUAUAUUUUGUUGAGAUAAAUGCAAUUGGUCUGCGUAAAAUACUGAAAAAGUUUGAUAAGCGGUUUGGCUAUAGAUUUACUGAUUACUAUGUCAAAACACGUGCCAACCAUCCAUACUCCCAACUGCAGCAAGUUUUCAAACAUGUGGGAAUAGGAGCUGUUGUUGGAGCCAUAUCACGUAACUUGCAUGAACUCCAGGACCGUCAAGGAAGAAGCUAUCUAUCAAUAUAUGAUCAGCCUGCUCUCCCUCUCCAGGAUCCUGUAGUCGAUUCAAUUAAAGCUGCUGUGGACAGGUUAAGUAACUCAACAAACUUCCUAAACUUUUUGGCUCAACAUGCCCUCAUUAUGCGAGAAGAAUUGCCUGCUCCCGUUGAAGAACAAGUGGAUGAUAGCAAUUAUCACUUCAUGUCUCUUUUCUUGAACUUAGCGAAUACCUUCCUGUACAUGGUCAAUACAUAUAUUGUGGUCCCAACCGCCGAUGACUACUCCAUGAGCCUUGGAGCUGCAGCAACUGUAUGUGGUAUUGUAAUUGGAGCAAUGGCAGUUGCACAAGUGUUCUCAUCAGUUUACUUUAGUGCAUGGUCAAACAGAUCUUACUUCAGACCUCUAAUAUUUAGCAGUGUUGCUCUCUUUUUCGGGAACCUCUUAUAUGCUCUUGCUUAUGAUCUUCAGUCACUCUGGGUUCUUUUGAUUGGGCGUCUUUGCUGUGGAUUAGGUUCUGCUCGGGCUGUUAAUAGACGUUAUAUCAGUGACUGUGUGCCACUAAAAAUUCGCAUGCAAGCAUCUGCAGGCUUUGUUAGUGCCAGUGCUCUAGGAAUGGCUUGUGGACCAGCUCUUGCCGGAUUACUUCAAACGAAGUUUAAGAUUUACAAGCUAACUUUUAAUCAAAACACUUUGCCUGGUUGGGUUAUGGCUGUGGCUUGGCUAAUAUAUCUAGUAUGGUUGUGUAUCUCAUUUCGUGAACCUUCACGGGAAAAUGAAGAAAAUACUCAACAGGAAUCAAGUCAAGUUCAAAACGACACACUUGAGAAAGGUCUUCACCAACCAUUGCUUAUUACUUCACUGGAGAAGCCAUCAGAUGAAGAUGACCCAGAAGUUGAUGACAGUGAAGAAGCUGCUGAGGAAUCUCGCCUACCAGUGACUUCUAUGGGUUCAGCUUAUAGAUUACUCACUCCUUCUGUUAAGGUUCAAUUGUUGAUAUAUUUCAUGCUCAAAUAUGCAAUGGAAAUUCUACUUUCGGAGUCUAGUGUUGUUACGACAUACUACUUUGGUUGGUCCACAAGCUCUGUGGCAAUUUUUCUGGCUUGCCUUGGCCUGACAGUGCUCCCAGUAAAUAUUCUUGUCGGUAGUUACAUUAGCAACAUGUUUGAAGACAGGCAAAUACUAUUGGUUUCUGAAAUUAUCGUCUUGAUAGGCAUCCUCUUAAGCUUCAAUGUAAUAAUUCCAUACUCUGUGGUUCAAUAUGUUGGCUCUGGACUUAUCAUGUUUGUGGCGGCAGAAGUGCUUGAAGGUGUUAACCUGGCACUUCUCUCCCGAGUCAUGUCAUCUCGGCUCUCGCGUGGAACCUAUAAUGGUGGAUUGCUAUCAACUGAAGCCGGGACUAUUGCACGAGUGAUUGCAGAUGGAACUAUAACCCUUGCUGGUUAUUUGGGCCGAAGUAGGCUCUUGAACGUUACUCUCAUUCCCUCUCUCCUUAUUUGUGUAGUCUCCAUUGUUUCUACCUGCUACACAUACAACUCUCUAUACUGAUAGUGAUAGCAUUAGGUUUCUUCUAUCCAUCAAAAUCCUUAAUUCUUUUCACCGUGUCCAUUCCUUCUUCAAUGUCUUGCCCGGAAUUAUCUCGUUUAGAACAUCUAUUGGAUUUUGGAUUUAUUGCUCUCAUAUUUUGGCCCUGCUCCUCGUACAUGGGAUGCUUGUUUCUUCUUUUACAUGUGGGAUAGAGAGGCUUUGGUCUCUGAAAAUAAGUAGAAAUGAUUUGUCAGUAA